Molecule: messenger RNA, 1510 nt
Organism: Phoenix dactylifera (date palm)
Lineage: Eukaryota; Viridiplantae; Streptophyta; Magnoliopsida; Arecales; Arecaceae
Source: RefSeq, a predicted model, not a curated record
CACUAUAAAUAUUUCUACGUGCAAUCAACUUGUCACCAACAGUGAGCACCUACUUCUCCUCCCACCACCAUUUCUACCCAUCAGAAGCCAAGCAAGGGUAAUGGAAGAGCUCCUUCUCAUGGUGGUGUUCCAAGUCCUACUCUUUCUACCGGCCAAUUGUAUGGCCUUGGCUACUCCUACCAUAGGUUUCCAGUACCUCAAUGUGCAUGAACUGGUGACCGAGACCUCCAACUCUCACCACCUUUCUAAGAGCCACGUCCACAAAGCCGGCAAAUGGGCUCUUAACUUGGUCCAUCGUGACGCCAUCUCCGGCCGGAACUACUCCAGCCACCACCACCGCUUCCAAGAGCUAAUGAACCGAGACUCCCGCAGGGUCGCUGGCCUGACCCGCCGAGUCGCCGCUUUGACCGGGCUGGCCUACUCUUCCUUGCAGGAUUUCGGUUCGGAGGUGGUCUCCGGUUUGGAGGAAGGGAGUGGUGAAUACUUCGUCCGAGUAGGCGUUGGGAGCCCACCAAGAGAGCAGUACAUGGUGAUCGAUUCGGGUAGUGAUAUAACUUGGGUCCAGUGCCAGCCAUGCAGCCAGUGCUACCAUCAGGCCGGCCCAGUUUUUGACCCGGCCCAAUCGACCACCUUCUACAAUGUCGGAUGUGAUUCGACGGUUUGCGGUCUACUGGACCGGGCCGCCCGGUGCCAAGCAGGAUGGUGCCGGUAUGAGGUCUCGUAUAGGGAUGGAUCCUACACCAAGGGCACCAUGGCCCUAGAGAUGCUGACUUUUGGGCAAACCGAGGUCCGAAAUGUGGCCAUCGGAUGCGGUCACCGCAACCGCGGACUCUUUGUCGGGGCCGCAGGUCUACUGGGCCUUGGCAGAGGCCCGAUGUCCUUCAUGGCCCAGCUCGGCGGGCAAACUGGCGGUGCCUUUCUUUAUUGUUUGGCUAGCAGGGGGAUGGAGAUGCCAGGGUCAAUAGUCUUCGGCCGGGGUGCGGCAGUUCCAACCAGUGCGAUGUGGGUUCCGCUUAUGAGAAACCCAUGGGCCCCUAGUUUGUACUACAUUAGGCUUGUGGGCCUUGGCGUCGGGGGAAUUCGCUUGCCGGUGCCGGAGGAGGUGUUUCGCUUGUCGGCAAUGGGGGACGGGGGUGUCAUCAUGGACACAGGGACAGCAGUGACAAGGUUGCCGGUGUUAGCCUAUGAGGCGGUGAGGAAUGCGUUUGUGCAGGGCACCAUGGGCCUCCCAUGGGCCCCCGCAACCUCCAUCUUCGACACGUGCUAUGAUCUAUCUGGGUUCCGGACCGUGCAAGUGCCGACGGUGUCGUUCUACUUCGCCGGAGGAACGGUGCUGACACUUCCGGCAAGGAAUUAUAUGAUCCCAGUGGAUGGAAUGGGGACUUUCUGUUUGGCUUUUGCUCCUUCCUCCUCAGGCCUGUCUAUUGUGGGGAACAUACAGCAGGAGGGGAUUCAGAUAACAUUUGAUCUUGCUAAUGGGUUUGUGGGCUUUGGGCCUAAUACUUGCUAA